CUGGUAACAAAGACGACAGACAACAAGAGGGGGGUGAUGGGUGCUCAGAAAAGCCUGUCAGAGCAGCAACAAUGAACUAAACGAGGUUUUCUUUUACAUUCUGGAUAUUUUUUUAACAGCCUCUUUAACGACGGUUUUAGUUCUCGUCGGGACGAGCGUAAAGUUUGAAGUACACUAAUGUAGCUGCUCCCCGUACCGGUUUUAUCCCAGAGGUUUUGGUUUGUUUUGUUUCGUUGCCAAAGCUAACUACAGUAUGCUGGACUGCCGACACUAGCGCCGAAUGACUACAGAGGAACACUCAGACACGUCUGAAUAAUACUGGUGAGGAUGACAUACUGACUGUUGCCCUGAAAGCCUGACCUCUGAUUAGUCAGGGGGGGAGUGAAACACACUAAAGCAGACACCCUCCAGCUACCAUGUCUAUCCAGGAACGACCCACAUCUCCUUUACCCCUCAAGCCUGAGGCUAAGCCCAGACCGGAGAUCCCUCCAAAGCCACAACCGGGCUCCCCUCCUCUUGGAGACAGAGGGAGUAGUUCGAGGCUGUCUGGUGGAAAGGUCAAGAGAAUUGUGAACAAGUUUAGCAAACAAGAGUCCAGUGAACUAGCGGAACAACCUACCAAUGGUACUACAGAAUUCACGCCAAGCAAACGGUUCAAAAGGCCGCCCACAGUAAAGCCCAAACCAGGCCGUGCCAGUCUUCAGCUUCUGACGGGGGCAGAGCAGGCACCACCGCUGCCUAUGAAGAGGAGCCGUGUCCUGAAGAAACAGAAAACGAACGAGGGAGGAGAGGAGGGGGAUAACAUCAGCGUGGAAGGAGGUCGAUCAGCCCCUGAUGGAAAGGAGGUGGAGGUUCAUCUGAUUGGAGGAGGUGAAGUGGAGGCGGAGCACAGCCCUGACUCGCCUCUCAGUACCUGCUGCGACCCGAGCUGCAGCUGCGUGUGCCACCUGCAGCGACCUGGCAUGAAACUCAUAUGGGUACCUGUGGUCCUGGAAGAUGACGGGCAGGAGGUUAUAAGUGGAGAGGAGGACGAGACUGACGUGGGAGAGCAGAGGGCGGAGGAUGGGGAGGAAUGGGAGGAUGAGGGGGAAUGGGAGGAUGAGGAGGUAGAGCGAGCGGGGGAAGGGGACAGUGAGGCAGGGGACGAGGCGGAUAGGACUUCUGUGACUGAUGAGAACGAGGUCUCGAAACAAGAAAAAAUGAAGUUCCAUCAAUCUUUAGGUGUUCUGAUCGCUGAGGGUCAUAGGAGGCGAUCGGACCCGGGACCUCCGACUGUCCUCACCUCUCUUGCAGUCACUCGCUCUCAGUCUCCUCCUGUUCCUCCAAAGUGUUCUCAGUUACCUCCGGUCCACCACAUACCUGAUCUAAGCGAGGAGGAAAACAUUUACGAGGCCACACUUCCAGUGGUUGACCCCACUCCUAAACAGAUCACACCUGUGGGUAAAGGAUUGGAUAUUCCUUUGAUCAAAGUGCGCAAACCGGCCCGGCGGUCUAAACUGUCCUACAGCACCUCAGAUCCCACAUCGGACUUUCAGAACACAGACCCCAUCUCGAGCGUAGCCGACAUCCCGCCUGCCAUCCCGCCGAGGAUGCCUGUGGCUCAGGACAGCCAUAGCCUCACGCCAGUGCACCGAGGUGGCAUCCCUCUCCCCCAGCCCACACAGGAGGAGUGGCGCUCCUUGCGACCCUCCUCCCCCAGCGGCUCCACUGCCAGCGGGUUGAGCCCUCAGCGAGCCAUCACACCACCACCAACCAGCCCACUCCUGCCCCGCAGAGCCCCUCCUCCAGCACCAAAGACAGACCCCAGGAGACUCAGCAGUGCCUCACUGCAAUCCCUUACACAGAAAAAAGAGGAGAAUGGAGGGGGUGAAGGAGAGAAAGAAGACGCAGGGGAAGAAGUGUGCCCAGUCAGAAGAGACUCUCUCAGGAGGGAGAUUUCAUUCAUAUGGGAAUCCCGCCUGCCGGAUGAGCCUCUGUACCAGACGUACCGUGCCACCGUCAUCACAAAGGAGAUCCGCCGCCAGACAGUUUGCCGUAACAUCAGCAAAACCAGUGCAGACUAUGCUAUGGACUGGACCGCCCGACGCUCUGGGACUGGGACUGCUGCCGGAAAUGGAGCACCCAGGGGCAGCCCUGUGCCCACGCCAGGCCAGAGCACCCUGUGGCAGGACCUCCCGGCUGUACGGGACAGUGGAGUGCUGGAGCAGCUCACUCCUGAGCAGUGCAAGUACCAGGAGAGUAUGUUUGAGGUUCUAACAUCGGAGGCCUCUUAUCUGCGAUCGCUGCGAGUCCUGACCGAACAUUUCCUGGACAGCCGGGAGCUGGAAGAGACAAUGAUCAUCAGGGACAAGAAAACACUAUUCUCCAACAUCCUGAGGGUUCGCGAGGUCAGCGAGAGGUUUUUGAAAGACCUUGAGGACCGCAUAUUCAAGGAACUAGUCUUCUCUGACAUUUGUGACAUCAUCCACUACCAUGCCCAGCACAACUUCCCCGCCUACAUUGACUACGUUCGCAACCAGAUCUACCAGGAAAAGACCUACACUACACUCAUGAAGAACAACGUCCAGUUUGCUGCAGUCAUCACUCGUCUUCAAGAGUCACCUCAGUGCCAGCGGCUGCCCUUUAUGUCCUUCUUACUGCUGCCCUUUCAACGAAUAACGCGCAUUAAAAUGCUUAUUGAGAACAUCCUGAGGAGAACAAAGGAGGGGACGAAAGAGGAGCAGACAGCCUCCAAGGCUUUGGCUUCCGUGUCUAAGACUAUGGACGAGUGCAACAGACAGGUGGGACAGAUGAGACAGAUGGAGGAGCUGAUUUUUGUCUCUAAAACGCUGGAGUUUGACAAGCUCAAGGCCAUCCCGAUCAUCUCUCAGAAUCGAUAUCUGGAGAAGAAGGGAGAGCUCCAGGAAAUGUCCAAAGGAGGAACUCUCUUCAACAUGAGGGCAAAGUUCAUUCCCGUCCACCUCUUCCUUUUCAACGAUUUGCUCGUCAUCGCCGUCAAGAAGGGCGCCGAGCGUUUCGUCGUAGUCGACCACGCCCAUCGCUCCCUGGUGCAGGUGCAGCCAAUAGAUGAAGGCGGAAGCAGCGGCGGCCCUUACGAGCACUGCUUCAACCUCACGCUGCUAGAAAACCACCAGGGGCGCACGAUGGAGCGGCUCUUUAAAGCUCCCUCCCAGUCAGACAUGCACAGGUGGAUGGCCGCUUUCCCCAACCCCACCAACCCAGACAGAGAUGAUGAUGAAGUGAUUUAUGAGGACUGGGACUGUCCUCAGGUGCAGUGUGUGGAGCAGUACAUUGCCCAGCAAGCAGACGAGUUAACCCUGGAGCCCACUGAGAUCAUCAACGUCAUCCGCAAAACCAACGAAGGCUGGUACGAAGGGAACCGCCUGUCCGACGGUCAGAAGGGCUGGUUCCCCAUAGCGAACGUCAUCGAGAUCACCAAUGAGCACGUGAGGAGGAGGAACAUCCGAGAGCGCUACAGGGUCAUCCAGGCUGCCAGCAUGGUUGCUAACAGCAAGGCCAGCACCAUUCAGUAGGAUCUAUGGAUUGAAGAUGUUUACAUUGAAAAACAAGGACAAUAAACAGAGACGGACUUUUUAGAGGAUUGAUUAUUUGGGGAGUUUAUUCGUUCAAGUGUUUCUAAGAACAAGGAAAUGAAAGAAGAAAGGAGAAGGCUGACUCUCAUAAAACAUCCCACCAGAACUCCAGUCAUCAUAUUCGUUACGCUACUGUACACUACAGCCACUCAAAACAAAGAAGCUAUGUUGUCACCUCUUCCAAGUAGUGCCGCAUUAUUGGACUUCUUCGAAACUGACAAACUCACAUGCCAAACAUUCUAGACAUCGCUCGAGCAGACUGUACGUUGUGGAAAGAAAAGAGCUGGGUGUUGCGGUAAACACCUUCGGUAUCACAUUAGAAUGAAAUCCUCUCAUUCCUGAACAACAACCUGCCACGUGUGACUCAGGUGACCGGAAUACAGAAUAUUUGGAAUAACUAAAAACUUGACUCACAACAGUGUUAACAGUAACAGUCUAUCUCAACAGGAAACAAACCUUUUACAGAUCAGGUAGUGCCUUUGCUUGAACUGCACACCGAGACUUGUGUCAUGAACAUAUUAAGCACAAGAGCUUUGCAUGUAAAUGUCGCCGGAGCUGUACUGCCUUUUUUCAGUAGUCGUGCUGUUGACUAGCUCGUUAGCUUGCGUCAGUAGCCACCGUGGAGUAAAACUGUACUGUAGCGCCCCCUGCAGCUUGAUGUCAGUGACGACUGGUGAUUUGUGGAUAAAUUGUAAAUGUGUUGUAAAUUAUGAGUAGUAGUACUUUUAAUAAAAAACUUCACAUGUUUUUA
This is a messenger RNA of Stegastes partitus (bicolor damselfish), 4344 nucleotides long. RefSeq names its product Rho guanine nucleotide exchange factor 15b (gene arhgef15b). The transcript has 16 exons. Gene Ontology annotation, molecular function: protein binding; guanyl-nucleotide exchange factor activity. Gene Ontology annotation, biological process: activation of GTPase activity. The coding region runs from base 417 to 3533 and encodes 1038 amino acids. Lineage: Eukaryota; Metazoa; Chordata; Actinopteri; Pomacentridae. The record is from RefSeq and is a predicted model, not a curated record.